AUGCUAGUUCUCAUCCUUACCAUUGUCAAUUAUGUCUCUACCGAGCACGAAGACAAAUUGCAGAGAGGAUGGUGGACCUAUGUUCUGAUCCUGUCCGGAUAUACAGUCCCUUUCCUGCUCUAUGUCGGCUUGGUAGAAGGCAUCCUCCUGAAAAUCACACGCCAUUGCCACGGUCUCCUGAUCAUCCUGCGCAUUGGUGCUGAAGCGGCGGCCUCUUUCUUCUGGUAUUUUGGCUUCAUCGGCCUCAUCAUGAUGAGCUCGAAUCUUGACACCGAAACGGACAAGACUCGUGAUGGUGUAUCAAGCGCCAAUGGUUUUGCCACCUUCUGCGGCUUCGUCAACUGGGCCUCAUUUGGCUAUCUGACAUACAUUUACUGGCAGGGGUGGAAGAACGCUCGUCGCAGUUAUUCUCCCCCAAUUCGUGAUCCAACACCGCCGCCCACGACUGACGUUGAAUCCCAGAAGGGGAGAACGAGGGAGACAUUCGAAAUUGCGGGUAUGAAGCUCAAAGUUGUCCAACACCCCCAUGAGCCGGCUCCUGUGCAUCUAGGCCAUGGCUAG
Messenger RNA from Cladophialophora bantiana CBS 173.52, 561 nucleotides. RefSeq lists its product as uncharacterized. The record is from RefSeq and is a predicted model, not a curated record. The transcript is spliced from 3 exons. Lineage: Eukaryota; Fungi; Ascomycota; Eurotiomycetes; Chaetothyriales; Herpotrichiellaceae. The coding region runs from base 1 to 561 and encodes 186 amino acids.